Messenger RNA from Solanum lycopersicum (tomato), 1062 nucleotides. RefSeq lists its product as uncharacterized. Gene Ontology annotation, molecular function: nucleic acid binding. Lineage: Eukaryota; Viridiplantae; Streptophyta; Magnoliopsida; Solanales; Solanaceae. The record is from RefSeq and is a predicted model, not a curated record. Gene Ontology annotation, biological process: DNA integration.
AUGGAAAAUGGAGAAUCAAUUGCUGAUUUCUUGUCCAGAGCAGUGGCAAUUGUCAACAAAAUUCGAUCAUGUGGCGAGAAGGUUACUGAUCAAACAAUUGUGGAAAAGAUACCGCGAAGCUUGACUCCAAAAUUUGAUCAUGUAGUCGCUGCUAUAGAAGAGUCUAAGGAUCUAUCAGUUUUUUCCUUUGAUGAACUGAUGGGAUCUCUUCAAGCCCAUGAGGCGAGACUCAAUCGAUCUAUUGAAAAAAAUGAAGAUAAAGCAUUCCUAUCGAGGAAGCAACAACCAAAUAUGGUGAGAACAAUGGUCCAGCACGCAGAGGUCGAGGAAGAGGAGAAUUUUGUAGUGGUCGUGGUCAUGGGUAUGGAAGAGGUAGAGGAAGGAAUGGUGGGCAUAGGCAGUCCAAUGAGCAAAGUAACACAAAGAAUGGCAUUCAAUGUCAUCAUUAUCUGCGCUACGGGCACCAAAUCUUUGUUCCCGGAGCUAGAUGAGAAGCAAAAGGAAAAGGUGCAGCUUGGCAACACAAAAGAGAUGCAGGUUGAAGGAAAAGGUACCGUUGGUAUUAAUACUAGCCACGACAAAGUAAAAAUGUUCGACAACGUUCAAUUUGUACCUGACUUAGGAUACAAUUUGUUGAGUGUUGGACCACUAAUGUCUGAUGAACAUUCUCUUUGGUUUGAUGACGAUGCUUGUGUCAUUACAAACAAGAAAUUAGGCAAAAAGGUUCGCAUCACUAUGACACCAAAGAAGCUGUUUCCGCUGGAUGUUUCUAACAUGGAAUGUUUUGCACUUACUGCAAGUGCAAAGGAUGAGUCAAAGUUGUGGCAUUUGAGUCGCAUGAGUUGGGUCUAUAUUUUAGAAACCAAAUCAGAAACAUUUCAAAAAUUCAAGUACUUCAAAGCCCAGGUUGAGAAGCAAAUUGGUCUGUGCAUAAAAACUUUUCACACAGAUAGAGGUGGCGGAUUCUUGUUCAAGGUUUUUAAUCUCUUUUGUGAGGAAAAUGGCAUUAACAAGGAACUGACAACACCUUAUACUCCGGAGCAAAAUCGUGUUGCUGAGUGA